Acanthochromis polyacanthus (spiny chromis) is the source of this 3297-nucleotide messenger RNA. RefSeq names its product transcriptional enhancer factor TEF-3. The record is from RefSeq and is a predicted model, not a curated record. Gene Ontology annotation, molecular function: DNA-binding transcription factor activity, RNA polymerase II-specific; RNA polymerase II cis-regulatory region sequence-specific DNA binding. Bases 1338 to 2435 code for a protein of 365 amino acids. Lineage: Eukaryota; Metazoa; Chordata; Actinopteri; Pomacentridae. The transcript has 12 exons. Gene Ontology annotation, cellular component: transcription regulator complex. Gene Ontology annotation, biological process: embryonic organ development; regulation of transcription by RNA polymerase II; hippo signaling.
UGUCGAGUAGUUAUCUGGUAAUUAUUAUUAAGCUGCAUGUCAGCCAACUGUAUCUGUUUACACCAUUAUGGAUCAGCGACAGGAAAUCGAUCACAUGUAUGUCUGAAUACCACGACUGGAAGUGAGACAGCAGCAUGGAGUGUCUGAGGAGUUAUGGUACACUGCUAUAAGAAAGAACAGAAAGUUAAUCACAUUAAAAAAAACUUGUUGCUGUUUAAUUUUCCUGUCUCUGACUCAGCCAAAUGUGUUUGUCUAAAAAUGAGCUUCAUUUUCGAGGUUAUUUGAUAGUUGAAACAUCGACGUGUUAAUCCGUCCUGCUCUGUGAAACCCCCCCAGAGACAGCUCCAAUAUGUCAGAGAAAAAAAGAAACAUAAAGCGACUUAAAGUAGAGUUGCAACAAAGGAAUAUUUUCUCCAUCGGUUCAGUUAAUAGUUUUCUCAGUUAAUGGGUCAACACUGAAAACAUACUUGCUUAAAAAUAGCCCACCACAAGCCAUCACAAGUUCACAGUGGAGGUGCAACAGUCCAAAACUUAAAGAUCUUUCAUUUAGUAUGAUAUAGGACCAAGAAAAUCAGCAAAUAUUUCCAUUUAAGACACUGGAACAGGGGAAUUUUUGCCAGUUUUGCUUUCAGAGACAGACUUGAAAGACUACCACAACUGUUGCAGAUACAUUUUCUGUCAAUCAAUCUACAAUUUCAGCUUUGCUUACAGUGUAACUUUAGAUCGUCUAAUCAUGCAUCAUACUACAUGCAUUUCUCCAAACCAUAAAAAAAUCUUCAAAUUUCCGUGUUACGUACGAUUGUGUAAAUACUGUGUGUAGAGGUGAACAGGCAGAGUGUGUGAGUUUUUUUUUCGAUCGAUAGCUAACAGAAGACUUGUCGGUGUGUGUGUGUGUGUGUGUGUGUGUGUGUGUGUUUUGGUGUCCUGUAGGGCAGCUGAGCGGAGUGUGUUUUCCAGAGGAGCAACAGGUGGAUUGGAGCAGGGUGACAGUGUGACUGAUCCAUCGUCACCGUUUUCAUCACACCUGUGGAUUGCAUACAGGCAGGUCUGCUCCUGCAGCAACCUCCCUCUCCUUCCACCACCAUUAACCUCAACACCCUGACCCUCCACCCCCCGCUCUGUGGUCCCCUUACCGUCGUCCCACCACGUCUGCGGAGUGGGUGCCGGCUCCCUCCCCCAGGGGUGGGAGUGAGGAGCUGGGGGAUGGACUCGACAAACCCCUGGAAAACGAUGCUGAGGGUGUAUGGAGCCCCGACAUCGAGCAGAGCUUCCAGGAGGCCCUGGCCAUCUACCCCCCCUGUGGCCGCAGGAAGAUCAUCCUCUCUGAUGAGGGCAAGAUGUACGGACGAAAUGAGUUGAUUGCACGGUACAUCAAGCUCCGCACGGGGAAGACGCGGACCAGAAAGCAGGUGUCUAGUCACAUCCAGGUUCUAGCCCGACGGAAGGCCAGGGAGAUCCAGGUGAAGCUGAAGGUACGCUACGACCAGGCUGCCAAAGACAAGGCCCUCCAGAGCAUGGCCACCAUGUCCUCAGCUCAGAUCAUCUCACCUACUGCCUUCCAGAACAAGAUGGCUCUCCAGGGCCUCUCUAGACCGGCUUACCCCACUACUGGUGGGUUUUGGCACGGGGCACUUCCAGGACAGCCAGGAGGCCAUGAAGACAUUAAGCCCUUCUCCCAGCAGAGUUAUGCCAUGCAAGCGUCCGGCCCGGCCCCCAUAACAGGUUAUGAAAGCACAGCAGGGCUGUCCAUGUCUCCCGGUGCCCCCCCUUGGCAGGGCAGAAGUAUUGCCAGCUCCAAGCUGCGAAUGCUGGAGUUCUCCGCCUUCCUGGAGCAACCUCAGGACCCAGAGACUUUCAACAAGCACCUGUUUGUGCAUAUCGGCCAGUCCAACCCGAGCUACAGCGACCCCUAUCUGGAGUCAGUGGACAUCAGGCAGAUCUACGACAAGUUCCCAGAGAAGAAAGGGGGCCUGAAAGAGCUGUUUGACAAAGGGCCACACAACGCUUUCUUUCUCGUCAAGUUCUGGGCGGAUCUCAGUAUAAACCUGCAGGAUGACAGCAGCUUCUUUUACGGUGUGUCCAGCCAGUAUGAGAGCUCUGAGAACAUGAUAAUCACCUCAUCCACCAAGGUCUGCUCCUUUGGCAAACAGGUGGUGGAGAAAGUGGAGACGGAGUAUGCACGCUUUGAAAAUGGACGCUAUGUGUUUCGGAUCCAUCGUUCCCCGUUAUGUGAAUACAUGAUCAACUUCAUCCACAAGCUCAAACAUCUGCCGGAGAAGUACAUGAUGAACAGCGUACUGGAAAACUUCACCAUUCUACAGGUGGUGACUAACAGGGACACACUGGAGACCCUGCUCUGCAUAGCCUACGUCUUUGAGGUGUCCACUAGCGAGCAUGGCGCGCAGCACCAUAUUUACAGGCUAGUCAAAGACUGACACAGUCACACAGUUGGAACUUGCCAGCUCUAGACCCAUUGUAGCACAUCAGUGAGCAACAGCACUAAACAAUGGACUACUUCCUCUGCAAGCUUAAAGCUGACACCAUACAACUCGGUCGGGAGCCCAACGAAACACUGGCUGCAUCAGCGUGUGCAGGAACACUACUACUGCUGAAGAAGAGGUGGAGCUGGGACUGUGGAAGCUGAGACAUGCUGUGUGUGGAAAGCGGCAAGAAGAAAAAGAACAAAAAAGCACAGAGGAGGACCAUGAUACACUGUGGUCUCUAUACCAAAGGAGCCAAUCAAGACCUGCAUGAGAGAGUUGUCGUUGGUGGUGUUUUUCAUCUCAUUUUUACUAGAGCUUGUGUUUCAUUUAGAUUGUUUUACACACAUGCAUGUGCAGGGGAUGUUCGCUACAGAGGAGUUCGGCUGCCUCAGGGUGCCAUCUAGUGACUUAAAUAUAUAUGACAAUGGGGAAAAAAAUACUAAAAGUAGACAGAGAAUCCCUCUUUUGCACAUCCAUGAAAUAUCACUGUUUUUGGUGCCAAUGUUUUGUGUUAUUUGAGCAUUUGAAUAAUUAUGUACAGCGCCACAUCCAUCUCCUCUUAGCAGAACUGUGACGAUGAGUGGCUAAAAUGAUUUAAGAGAGCUAUUGUAUUCACUUUGUUUGAUGUUUAAUGUUCAAUGUUUCUUGUAUUGUCUUACUGUUUUGAUUGAAAACGAUCUGACUACAACAAAAGGCACAUAAUAACACUGCUAACUUGAACCAGAUUUGGAUCUGUAAGUUGAUUUACAGAAGUUGUCUGUAUCUGUAACUUGCCCUGAAGUGUCAGAUGAAAAUACAAGUGUUUCUUACAUAA